Molecule: messenger RNA, 972 nt
Organism: Nematolebias whitei (Rio pearlfish)
Lineage: Eukaryota; Metazoa; Chordata; Actinopteri; Cyprinodontiformes; Rivulidae
Gene: lmf1
Product: lipase maturation factor 1
Exons: 5
Coding region: 1-801 (266 amino acids)
Biological process (GO): protein maturation
Cellular component (GO): endoplasmic reticulum membrane
Source: RefSeq, a predicted model, not a curated record
AUGGACAUGGAUGCAUUCGUGGCCUUCAGUGUUGCCUUGAACCAGAACAAGCAGCUGAUUGGUGAGAACGGCCUCCUGCCCUGUAAGAGCUACCUAAACAGUGUCAAGCGCUACGUGGGGGGGAAGAUCGGCAUGGCUGCCUUGGCCUACACGCCUUCCAUCCUCUGGUUCUUGGACUGGAGCCACAUGGAUGCCAACCUGGAUGCCAUCGCUCUGGUGGGAAUGGCAUUGUCAGCGUUUGUCUUGGUGACUGGGAUGGCUAAUAUGUGGAUCAUGGUCACACUGUGGGUCCUUUACCACUCGCUGGUCAACGUGGGGCAGCUGUGCAUCACUAAGGAGCGGACCGAGGUCAUCUUCCAGGGAACUCUGAGCCCAGAUCCUAAAGCCCCCGAGGCGCUGUGGGAGGAGUACCAGUUCAAGUGUAAACCAGGAGAUGUUUCCACACGGCCCUGCUUGAUCUCACCGUACCACUACAGGCUGGACUGGCUCAUGUGGUUCGCUGCCUUCCAGACCUAUGAGCAGAGUGAGUGGGUUAUCCACAUCGCAGGACGUCUUUUGGCCAACGACACCACCGUCCUUUCAUUGCUCAACCACAACCCCUUCCAUGGCAGAGACCCCCCAAGGUGGGUCCGAGGAGAACAUUUCAGGUACAAAUUCAGCCAGCCGGGCAGUGCCAGCGCAGCACAGGGCAAGUGGUGGCUGAGAAAACGCAUCGGAGCUUACUUUCCUCCCGUGGACCUGAAUGGACUCAGGGGCUACUUUCAAUCCAGGAACUGGCCCCACCCACAUAUCAAGUCAUGAAGUCCAAUGUGACUCUGUUACAGUGAGCUGAGGUCUUCAUGAUGAACUGACAGUAUUCAUCCAUCCAUCGGUCGGUCCAUCAAUCCUGGCUGUCAUCAUGUACUACAAGUCUUUGCUGUUAAAUCUCCUGAAUACGUUUCCAGAAGUAAACCUGUUGAAAUAAAGAUGAUC